UUGAGCGCAGUGCCGUUCACGAUUGGAUAGAAGUGAUAGGAGUGAUUUUGUGUAACGUCUGUGAUAUUUUAAAGAAGUCGAUAUGAACUCUUUUAUCGCUCAAUUGAUACUGACAUCGCUUGUUUUCAUCAUAACGAACGUCUAUGCUGAGAAGAAAAUUGUUUGCUACGUCGGCACAUGGGCAGUUUACAGACCAGGCCGAGGCCGCUUCGACAUUGACCACAUUGAUCCGUUUCUCUGUACACAUUUGAUCUACUCAUUCUUUGGAAUCAACGAAGAUGGCUCGAUUAGAAUAAUCGAUCCCUAUCUGGACCUUGAGGAAAAUUGGGGUCGAGGACAUAUCAAACGAUUCAACGGACUUAAGUCCAUCAAUCCAGGCUUGAAAACCAUAGCAGCAGUAGGAGGUUGGAAUGAGGGUUCGAUCAAAUUUUCCAACGUUGCCGCGAAUCCAGAAUUGAGACAACGUUUCAUCACAAACAGCGUGGAGUUUUGCAGAAGGCACAAUUUUGACGGUGUGGAUCUUGAUUGGGAGUAUCCUGCCCAGCGUGGUGGAAAUGAAACUUUUGAUAAGGAAAAUUACGCGAGGUGGUUGGAAGAACUGAGACAAGAAUUUGAUCGCCAAGGUCUGCUCCUAAGUGCGGCUGUGGCAUCUGCAGAAUUUUCUGCCGGUGUCUCGUACGACAUCCCACGCGUUUCAGCCGCACUUCACUUUGUCAACGUGAUGACCUACGAUAUGAAUGGAGCGUGGAAUGAUUACUGCGGACUGAACGCACCACUUUAUCAAGGGCCAUCCGACGUAACAGAGAUACAGCAACAACUGAACGCGAAUACCAGCAUCCACUAUUGGUUGUCACAAGGAGCCCCGAAGGAAAAGCUCAUAAUGGGUAUCCCACUUUAUGGAAGGUCUUUCACACUAACAAACGCCGCGGAAAAUUAUAUUGGUGCGGCAGUCAAUGGCCCCGGAAUUGAGGGACCUUACUCCAGAGAACCUGGUGUGCUGGGAUACAAUGAGUUUUGCGAAAAACUUCAAACUGAGGAAUGGGAUAUCCGAUCAAGUGAUGAGCAACGUGGAUUCUAUGCUGUCAGAGGCAAUCAAUGGCUUGGUUUCGAUGAUCCGACGUCGGUGCAGUUCAAGUUGGACUAUAUUUUACAAAUGGAUCUUGGAGGUGCCAUGGUAUGGUCGCUGGAAAGUGACGACUUUCUUGGCGUUUGCCACGGUAAGGCAAAUAUCUUGUUGGAUGGUAUAUACUCAGCUCUGAACAAUGGGUCACAGCCGCCUACUACAGCAGCAACAACGUCAACGACUGCAGCAGAUCCUGGUGUGUGUACCGGCGUGGGUGGGUUUCCCCAUCCUGAAUAUUGUGACAAGUUUUACUUUUGCUCUAACGGUCAAAUCAUUGAAUUUUCAUGUCCCGAUGGGCUAUUGUUCGAUCCGUUCGAGCUAGUUUGUAACUGGCCUGAACAAGUUGACUGUGAUAUGAAAGAUCUAUUGUAGAACUGAAACACCGAAACCAGAACGGAGAAUAAUAUGCACACAAUCGUUUAAUAAAUACUUAUCUCACUGAACAUCAAAACUUCUUUUUCUACUUGUUAAGCUAUCACAUCUCAGCUGUUUCAGCAUAGAACUUAUAUCGAAGACUUCCGCAAUUGUUUAUUGAGAGCACUACACUGAU
Ochlerotatus camptorhynchus is the source of this 1673-nucleotide messenger RNA. Its product is annotated as chitotriosidase-1-like. The transcript has 4 exons. The record is from RefSeq and is a predicted model, not a curated record. Gene Ontology annotation, cellular component: extracellular region. NCBI's taxonomy places the organism in Eukaryota, Metazoa, Arthropoda, Insecta, Diptera, Culicidae. Gene Ontology annotation, molecular function: chitin binding; chitinase activity. The coding region runs from base 83 to 1495 and encodes 470 amino acids. Gene Ontology annotation, biological process: chitin catabolic process; carbohydrate metabolic process.